This is a messenger RNA of Mus caroli (Ryukyu mouse), 1362 nucleotides long. It is a transcript of the gene Ctsz, whose product is annotated as cathepsin Z. Gene Ontology annotation, biological process: proteolysis. Gene Ontology annotation, molecular function: cysteine-type peptidase activity. The record is from RefSeq and is a predicted model, not a curated record. NCBI's taxonomy places the organism in Eukaryota, Metazoa, Chordata, Mammalia, Rodentia, Muridae.
CGGGGCGUCCCGAGCGCGUGGGCCUGCGGGUCGGGUCAAGAGGUCGAAGGUGCUGCGCGUGAUCCAGGAUCCGAGUUGGCUUGGAGCAGGAGCAUGGCGUCGUCGGGGUCGGUGCAGCAGCUGCGCCUGGUGCUGCUGAUGUUGCUGUUGGCGAGUGCGGCACGGGCCAGACUCUACUUCCGCUCGGGCCAGACCUGCUACCAUCCCAUUCGCGGGGACCAGCUGGCUCUGCUGGGGCGCAGGACUUAUCCUCGGCCUCAUGAGUACCUGUCCCCAGCGGAUCUCCCCAAGAAUUGGGACUGGAGAAAUGUGAACGGUGUCAACUAUGCCAGCGUCACCAGGAACCAGCACAUUCCACAGUACUGUGGUUCCUGCUGGGCCCACGGCAGCACCAGUGCCAUGGCAGACCGAAUCAACAUCAAGAGGAAAGGUGCAUGGCCCUCCACCCUGCUGUCCGUACAGAAUGUCAUUGACUGUGGCAACGCUGGCUCUUGUGAAGGGGGCAAUGACCUUCCGGUGUGGGAGUAUGCCCACAAGCAUGGCAUCCCCGAUGAGACCUGCAACAACUACCAGGCCAAGGACCAAGACUGUGACAAGUUUAACCAGUGUGGGACCUGCACUGAAUUCAAAGAGUGCCACACCAUCCAGAAUUACACCCUCUGGAGAGUGGGUGACUACGGCUCCCUGUCCGGGAGGGAGAAGAUGAUGGCCGAGAUCUAUGCCAAUGGUCCCAUCAGCUGCGGGAUAAUGGCAACAGAGAUGAUGUCUAACUACACUGGAGGCAUCUACGCUGAGCACCAGGACCAGGCCGUUAUCAACCACAUCAUCUCUGUAGCCGGCUGGGGUGUCAGCAACGAUGGCAUCGAGUACUGGAUUGUCCGAAAUUCAUGGGGCGAACCCUGGGGUGAGAAAGGCUGGAUGAGGAUCGUGACCAGCACCUACAAGGGUGGCACAGGUGACAGCUACAACCUUGCCAUCGAGAGUGCCUGCACCUUUGGGGACCCCAUUGUUUAGGUAGAUGUCUCUGGAAGCAGCGCUGUGAACCAUGACAGGGCGGGGUGAUUGAUUACUGACACUGGACAUGUCCAGACAGCUAAAAACAGUGCUUGUGGACAUGAGGACCAGAGUGUGGACUGCAUCCUGAGAGGAGACGGUAAAGGAUGAAACACAACUGCACUGGGGCCCUCCGCCGUACCCUCCAGGCCUGCCUCCUCUGCUACAGUGCUUGCCUUCAGCCACCUGGAGAAGACAGCUAUGGUUUAGGACAGCUCAACUUAUCACCAGAUCUGGAGCCCUGGAAUCCAUGGGAGGAGGGAACAAGUCCAAACUGCCUAAGAGAUGAGUAAAAUAUCUGGCUUCCCA